Messenger RNA from Cladocopium goreaui, 803 nucleotides. Lineage: Eukaryota; Dinophyceae; Suessiales; Symbiodiniaceae. The record is from the annotation of a GenBank genome assembly.
AUGCCGCCUUCUCGCACCAGCGGUGCUCCCGGCGACCAUUCGGAGCCUGCAGAGCCCACGCGAGCGGAGCGGGCAAUGGGAAGCUACAACGAAGGCCUCGAGGCGAUCUCCAAACGCUUACAGGAAGGGCUGGCUCGAGGAGAUGAGGCGGCUGUUGACUGGGCACAAGUGCUGCACUUGGCCCUGGAUGUGCAGCAGGACUACAUGGAGCGGGAAACUGCCCUCCGUGCCUUCUAUGUGGCGCUCUACGGCGCCAGCCGCAAAAACAAAUUGCCGCGCGUGCCGGGGCCACUGCACGCGCUGGCGCGGGCCAACCCGGCAGGCAGUGCCUCGACGGUGGCGGCGCAGAUGCGGCAGCUGCAGAUUUCCUUGCCGGAAGCCUUGCGACAGGUCAAUACACAACGACAUCCGGGUGCUUUUCUGCUGCUCACAUGUCACUUGGGGAAAGAGAGGCCAGCGGGUUGCCAAAACUUCCCUUGGCUGUCCUUGGGAGCUUUGUUGCUGCUGAUUGGCAUCCUCUGUGGCCCCAGCCGCUCGGAUCGACCGCAUGGUGCCGCCGGCGCCGGUGGUCCGGUCCGCGUGGAGGUCUCGGAGGUCCGGUCCGCGGCGCAGCAGGUGACUGUCCUCCCAAUGCUUCUGGUGGCGCUGUGCCUCUGCCUCUGUCGCCACUGGCGCAGCGACGUCGGAGCCGCCACAUGCCUUGCGCUGGGCGCGGUGCUGGCGGAGAAGUCGACCGAGCCACGUCCUACCGUAAACAGUGCAGAGAGCGAUCGCAACAUCUUCUCCACGGAGAACCUGGAGAG